Molecule: messenger RNA, 4818 nt
Organism: Mus musculus (house mouse)
Lineage: Eukaryota; Metazoa; Chordata; Mammalia; Rodentia; Muridae
Gene: Zfp616
Product: zinc finger protein 616
Exons: 5
Coding region: 424-3387 (987 amino acids)
Cellular component (GO): nucleus
Source: RefSeq, marked validated
AAGAGAUAAUAAAGCUUGUUAGAGAUUUGAUUCCUGCUUCCCACUCCUCAGUUUUACCAGGGACAGGGAGGACCUGCUGCCUCUGAAUAAAGAGUGGCUUCUGGGAAGUGAAAUUUUAGUAUAAACUUUUGUGAAACAUUUUAUUCUGAAGGUGAAGAAAAAAAUGUGUUCUUCACAGGGUGCAUUGACGUUCAUGGAUGUGGCUAUAGAGUUCUCUAAGGAGGAGUGGGAAUGUCUGAAUUCUGCCCAAAGGGCUUUGUACAGAGACGUCAUGUUGGAGAAUUACAACAACCUGGUUUCUGUGGGUGUUGCUGUUUCAAAACGAGAGGUAAUCAUCUGUCUUGAACAAAACAAAGAACCAUGGAUUGUUGAUGCAGAGGAAACACAACUUUGUCUUGUGAACAUACUGAGAAUCUACUACAAAUGGUGUGUACACAAAAUUAUUUUCAAAAAGAAAUAACACAAGUAUUUGGACUUAAUGGUCUUUUAGACCUAUAUAGAAAGAAGUUUUGGGAAUAUAGAAGUGGUGGUGAGGAGCAUGAAAUAUGUGAUUAUGAAAAUUAUCUGCUGGCAAAACACAUCUGUUUUAAUUCUGAAAAGAAUAAAGGAGUUCUAGCUAUUCCUGAGAGAACUCAGGCUGAGUCACUCCCAUUUUUACAAUUGGAGACUACUCUAGCAGAAUUUUUACAAAUUUUGAAAUGCAACAAUGUUCUACACAGGAAUACAAAAACCUUAAAGAGUGACAUUUGGGUGAAUAAACCCACUUCCCUGAAGCAUUUAUCAAGUAGUAUGGGAUUUAACAGUACUUCAAUACUUUAUGAACAAAGGAGAUAUUGGAGAAGAGAAAAAAUUACUGAAUAUCAUCAAUGUGAAAGAUAUUUCUCUAAAAAUUCAUUACAGCUUCCUCAACAAUUAAAUCUACUCUGUGACAAGUUCUACCAUGUAGGUCAACAUAAGAAAAUGUCCAUGUAUGCAGUGAAACUUGGAACAUAUCAUGUGGAAGGUAGUUGUGGAAACUCCAACAGAGUAAAUGAUAGUAACAUGGGCUAUAUUAAAAACCCUUUUCUGAAGUAUUGCCAAAACAAUCAACAUGGAGAGAUUUUAUACCAAGGUGAUGUCAUAUUAUAUGAUUCUCAUCAUGAAACAAUUCUAAGUAAAAAUGAGAUAAGUAAAUGUAUUUCAGAAAAUCAUUAUAACCAUGAUAGUAGACAGGCUAUGUCUAAUCACUGCUCUCAGUCAUCUUUGCAACAGCAGGAUCAUACCACAUGGAGCCUUUAUAAAAAUGACUGGCAGGAUGACAUUUUAAAUGAUUCCUUAAUUCUUCAGGUUUAUAACAGAAUGUGGACUAAAGGAGAUUUCAACAAAUAUACAUGUGAUACAUACAGGAAUGCUUUAAUUGAAUCGUUAUACUUAGAGAAAGAUAACAUGAAACACAUUAAAAGACAACUUUCCCAGGCCCCAGGGUAUAAUAAGGUCUUGAAUUUCAAUUCCAAUGUCAUUCAACACGAUUCAAACCAUAAUGGAAAGGGAAUCCAGAAAGUCAAAGUACAUUUGUAUGGUAUUUUCAAUAUACAAAAUCUCUUGAGACAUUCAAAUUUAUCAGUUGAGGAAAAACCCUCAAAAUAUAAAACACCAGAGAAAUGCUCCAAUAAAUCCUCAGGCCUUAUGGUAUUUCAAGCUAGAGGGAAACCAUGGAAAUGUGUGCAAUGUGGCAAGUCCUUUGCUCAGUACUCAGCUCUUCAAAACCCUCACAGGAUCUGUACUGUAAAGAAACUGUAUAGUUGUAAGGAAUGUUUAAAAUCAUUUACUUGGUUCUCAAAACUUCAAGCUCACCACAGAAUACAUACUACACAGGAACUUUAUAAAUCUAAUAAGUGUGGGGAAUCAUUUACCCAGUCAUCAAAUCUUCAAGUUUAUCAGAGAAUCCACCACACAGGAGACAAGCCUUACAAAUGUAAUGAAUGUGGUAAAUAUUUUACCCAUUCCUCAAGUCUUAAAGAUCACCAGAGAAUCCAUGCAAGACACAAACCUUACAAAUGUAAUAACUGUGGGAAAAGUUUUAUAAAGUCCUCAGAUCUUAAAGGGCACUACAGAAUCCACACAGGAGACAAACCCUACAAAUGUAAUAACUGUAGGAAAAGUUUUACACAGUCCUCAGGUCUUAAAAGGCACUACAGAAUCCACACAGGAGACAAACCUUACAAAUGUAAUGAAUGUGGUAAAUAUUUUACCCAGUCUUCAAAUCUUCAAGUUCAUCAGAGAAUCCACACAAAAGACAAACCUUACAAAUGUAAUGAAUGUGGUAAAUAUUUUGCCCAUUCCUCAAGUCUUAAAGUACACCACAGAAUCCAUACAAGAAACAAAACUUAUAAAUGUAAUAACUGUGGGAAAAGUUUUAUACGGUCCUCAGAUCUUAAAAGGCACUAUAGAAUCCACACAGGAAACAAGCCUUACAAAUGUAAUGACUGUGGUAAAUAUUUUACCCAUUCCUCAAGUCUUAAAGGUCACCACAGAAUCCAUACAAGAGACAAGCCUUACAAAUGUAAUAACUGUGGGAAAAGUUUUAGACAGUCCUCAAGUCUUAAAAGGCACUACAGAAUCCACACAGGAGACAAACCUUACAAAUGUAAUGAAUGUGGUAAAUAUUUUGCCUGUUCCUCAAGUCUUAAAAGGCACCACAGAAUCCACACAGGAGACAAACCUUACAAAUGUAAUGAAUGUGGUAAAUAUUUUGCCCAGUCUUCAAAUCUUCAAGUUCAUCAGAGAAUCCACACAAAAGACAAACCUUACAAAUGUAAUGAAUGUGGUAAAUAUUUUGCCCGUUCCUCAAGUCUUAAAAAUCACCACAGAAUCCACACAGGAGACAAACCUUACAAAUGUAAUGAAUGUGGUAAAUAUUUUGCCCAGUCUUCAAAUCUUCAAGUUCAUCAGAGAAUCCACACAAAAGACAAACCUUACAAAUGUAAUGAAUGUGGUAAGUAUUUUGCCCAGUAUUCAAAUCUUCAAGUUCAUCAGAGAAUCCACACAAAAGACAAACCUUACAAAUGUAAUGAAUGUGGUAAAUAUUUUGCCCGUUCCUCAAGUCUUAAAGAUCACCACAGAAUCCACACAGGAGACAAACCUUACAAAUGUAAUGAAUGUGGUAAAUAUUUUGCCCAGUCUUCAAAUCUUCAAGUUCAUCAGAGAAUCCACACAAAAGACAAACCUUACAAAUGUAAUGAAUGUGGUAAGUAUUUUGCCCAGUAUUCAAAUCUUCAAGUUCAUCAGAGAAUCCACACAGGAGACAAACCUUACAAAUGUAAUGAAUGUGGUAAAUAUUUUGCCAGUUCCUCAAAUCUUAAAGUACACCACAGAAUCCACACAGGAUACAAACCUUUACAAAUGUAAUGAAUGUGGUAAAUAUUUUACCUGAUUUUCAAGUCUUAAAGUUCACCCCAGACUUCAUACUGUAGACAAACCUGUUAAAGGUAAUUAGUGUGGGAAAUCAUUUACACAGUCCUCAAAACUACAAGCUUCCCACAGAAUACACACUGAACAUCGACCUUAUAAAUCUAAUAAUUGUGGGAAAUCAUUUACCCAGUAAUCAAGUCCUCUAGCUCACCACAGAGUCCAUACAAGAGACAAACCGGCAAAUGUAAUUAAUGUGGAAAAAGCUUUAUAUAGUCCUCAGAUCUUAUCAAUUAGUACAUAAUCCACAUAGGAGACAAACUUUACAAAUCUAAGAAAUGUGGCAUGUCUUUUACCUGAUCCUCAUCUCUUCAAGUUCAUCAAAGAAUCCAUACUGGAAAACAACCAUAUAUGUGGAAACGACUGUGGAAAAUCUUUUUCCUGCUCCUCAAAUGUUCAUUCUCACUAGAGUAUCCAUACAGGAGACAAAUUGAAAAAAUAUAGUGAGUAUGGAGUUGAUUUCCCAAGUCCUCGACUCUCCAAUGUCACCACAGAAUCCAUCCUGGGGGCAAACCUUUCAAAUAUACUGAAUGUUAACAAUCCUUUACCCUGUUCUCAGUAACUUUAUAGGUGUAAUGAAUGUGUAAAAUACAUUUCCCAGUCCUCAAAUCUUCAAGGUGACCACAGAAUCCAUACUGCAGCAAACAUUGUCAAUGUAAAGAACGUAGAAAGCCCUUCACACAGAAAUCAUAUUUUUAAACCUGACAUAGCAUGGAUACUAGAGAGAAACUGUACAAAUGUAGAUAAUCUGACAAGUCAUUUCUCACUUUCUCAAACCUGUGGCCACCUAGAAGAUCAGUGCAAUAGACCAAGUUGAUGAGUAAUUACUGUCCUAGUAUGAAUACAGAAACCUGGUAUUUACAAUGAGAAACAUGUUUGUAAGUAUUUAAAUAAUGUUAAAACCUUACUCUCUAUCAGAGAACUCACAGAGGAAAGCCCUGACCUUAUUAGGAAUUGGAAACGUUUUACCCAGAAACACAGCUGAUAGUCAUAUUAAGUAGUUAUUUCCAAAAUAAAAUAUGAAAAAAAUCUUUCACCCAGUAUUAAUCUAAUUAUAAUUAUAAUCACAUCAUAAUUAGUAAUGGUAUAGAAUUCAGGUUCAAACAAAUUUAGAGAAGUAGUAUUUUAAAAUGUAAGGAUUUAAGCCAUAAUAAUAUUAUUGAAUAUCCUUAUACAAAACUGUUGCAAAAUGUUCUGUAUAGUUUAGUAGGCUAGAAUAUUGACAUUUGUGAGAUAUGGUCUAUGUGAAGCUUAUUUUGUUUUUACUCUUUGAGCUUUUAUAAAAUAUACAUAAUAGGAAAUUUUUAAUCUCAAAAUAAUCCCUUCUUUGUCAGAAUUAUCAAUAAACAUAUUACAACUGUCUUCCUAUUC